AUGGCCAUGGAUAUCAGCUGCACAUCCAUCAUAUCACAAAUCAUUUUCACCGAGGAACAUAAUGACAAUUUGGUUACCGUCACCGUCCGGAAUAAUCGGUUCGGUCCCUCCAUUCAGCGGGGGAAUGAGGACAUUGUUCACCACAUGGAGGUCUUCCACUGCGAAUACCCGCCCGACUUCCAGGUUCCGUUGUACCAGGGUCCGUGCCAUUCCCCCGACCGCCCGCGUGAAAUCAACGCCUGCAAAAAGGUGCUGGCAGCCUGGGCCAUGGGGGCGUCCGCCUUCGUCUACCCUCAAGAAGCUGGUCUACCCAUUGGAGGCCCGGACUUCAACCCUUUCUUGAUGCUGGAGGUUCAUUACAACAACCCAGGACUCUUUGCAGGCCGCGUGGACAGCUCUGGCGUCCAGCUGCACUACACCCCUCGGCCGCGGCCAUACGACGCAGGCAUCAUGGAACUUGGCCUCGAGUACACGGCCAAGAUGGCCAUCCCGCCAGCCUUGCCCUCUUUCACCCUCGCGGGAUACUGCAUCCCGGAGUGCACGGCGCUGGGCCUGCCACCGGAGGGCAUCCACAUCUUCGGCUCGCAGCUCCACACGCACUUGACCGGCGUGCGUGCGUGGACCAAGCACCUGCGUGGGAGUGAGGAGUUGCCGGAGCUCAACAGAGAUGACCACUACUCCACGCACUUCCAGGAGAUUCGGCGAUUGGCCAAGCCCGUGCAUGUGCUGCCCGGCGACACCCUCGUGAUGACGUGCGAGUACUCGACGAAGGACCGCGCCAACGUCACCCUCGGGGGCUUCGCUAUCAGUGACGAGAUGUGCGUCAACUACGUGCACUACUUUCCCAAGGUCGACCUCGAGGUGUGCAAGUCCUCGGUGGAUUCGGCGACGCUCGUUGAGUACUUCGACUUCUUGAGGAGAUGGGAGCUCCAGCCCACCUCCCGCGAGCAGAGUUGGCGGGAGAAUUACGAGGCGAUCGAGUGGACGCCGCUCCGAGCCGGGGUGUUGGCGGACCUGUAUGACCACGCCCCCUUGUCCAUGCAGUGCAACAAGUCGUCUGGAGCGAGAUUUCCGGGAUUUUGGGAAAACAUGUCGAUUCCCAAAGCACUGCACCCUCUUCCGGAACCUCAAAGAAAAUGUGACCUUAAAAGCGACGCAUUGGGAGAAAACGAAAGCCAAGAAACAGGAGAGACUUUGUUAAAUUAAGGGAUUUUCGUGAGAUACGGGAUAAUUGUCUUGGGUUCCUUCAUCCGCUGUUACGACGCUUGGGUCGUUCUAUUUCUGAUGUUUACCCAGGAAUGUUAGUGUGUAGCACCAGCCUGGAUCGACAUUAGAAGUAAAGGUAUUAUAUAUGUUCGAACAUGUAAUUUAUAUAGAAGAAGAGAAAGAGAGAAAUUGGUAGAAUAAUAAAUACACACACAUACAUAUAUAUAAAGCUAAAAUAAACUAAUUUGUUAUAUGGACACUGAAAGGUCCGAACUAGAUGCACGUAAGAGGCAUAAUACUCUUAAGACUCCUAAGAUAAAACAUAAAACUCAUAAAAUAUGAAAAGCCGAUUUCCUUUUCUCUCUUUUAACGCCAAAAAAUGACAAGACAACCCCACUAGAAUUCGCUUUUUGAACAAGAGGAACAGCGGAACGAAACGCGCCUUUUCUAUCAAAAUGCAGCGAAAAUAUUUUGGGACCAACGCAUUGUGAGAUGUUAGAGAUCUGCAGCUGCUUCCACCACUGUACUUUAAAAGGAAGAAUAAAAGGAAAGAAGU
Molecule: messenger RNA, 1762 nt
Organism: Penaeus chinensis
Lineage: Eukaryota; Metazoa; Arthropoda; Malacostraca; Decapoda; Penaeidae
Product: dopamine beta-hydroxylase-like
Exons: 9
Coding region: 1-1206 (401 amino acids)
Biological process (GO): norepinephrine biosynthetic process; dopamine catabolic process; octopamine biosynthetic process
Cellular component (GO): secretory granule membrane
Molecular function (GO): dopamine beta-monooxygenase activity; copper ion binding
Source: RefSeq, a predicted model, not a curated record